Messenger RNA from Lytechinus variegatus (green sea urchin), 11644 nucleotides. RefSeq names its product phenolphthiocerol/phthiocerol polyketide synthase subunit C-like. The record is from RefSeq and is a predicted model, not a curated record. Bases 695 to 8512 code for a protein of 2605 amino acids. The transcript has 5 exons. NCBI's taxonomy places the organism in Eukaryota, Metazoa, Echinodermata, Echinoidea, Temnopleuroida, Toxopneustidae. Gene Ontology annotation, molecular function: fatty acid synthase activity; 3-oxoacyl-[acyl-carrier-protein] synthase activity. Gene Ontology annotation, biological process: fatty acid biosynthetic process.
GAUACCGUAUGUAUUGGGGAGCAUUGAAAACCCCCUCCCCUUUUAACAAAGUAUUUUUCAUUAGGGAGAGGUUCUAUUGGAACCACUGCAGGGGAACGCGUUACAGCAUCCCUUCUCAACUAACAAGAAAUUUAAUUAACAAGCUCUGGACUCGGGCAUGGUAUAUAAACCAUUCUAUCGGACGCUCUCAUUUGCUGAAUUCCUUCUUCGAUGGAACUAGAUGGACGCUUUUGGUUCGCUGGAAGUUUUUGUCUACUAAGGUGUGCUUUAAAUAGGCCAGAAGAAGUGUUAGUGUGUGGAGCAGACGUGUAGCGGACAUCUUGAACCAUUAUGAGGAAACGCACACAUGCUUUUAGGAGGAUCGCCAUUUUCCACUCAUCUUGACAAAAGUUUCAACCGAGGCUCUUACUGGUUGAAGAAUACCUCAUCUCUAUGACAGAGAAGCAUUUAUGUCACUUUCCAGAGUUUCGAUAAGAAUCUGUGAUAUCAAUUCAUCUUGGGAAACUUUAGAGAUCAACGUUCUCUAACUUAAAUUUGGACCCUGACGAUCAGGAUACUUUUUGUGGCAGUUCUUUGAGACUUCGUCUUAAAAUCGAAUCCUUGAUCCUCGACCAUUGGUGCUGGUAGCUAUUUGGACACUUCACCCACGAGAAUGAAGUUAUCAAGAAAUCAUUAACUUUCUCUGGUUUGAGAUAUGGACGAUAGUUGGAAGGGAGCUACAGGAGGCCGAAGCCGAUCAGGUACUUUCCGUGGUGCGUUCUCACUCUCACGAGGAGCACGUCUCACCAAGACCGUCUCACAGGAGAUAACAGGAAAGAAGUACAAACCCGGCAACAUGAGCACCAUCGAUGACCCAACCAUGCCCAUCGAAAAGAAGGUCGCCAUCGUCGGCAUCGGUUGCCGUUACGCCAACGGCAUUAACGGUGUCCGCAAGUUCUGGGAGAUGCUGGCCAAGGGAAUGGAUUGUACGACGCAGCCACCCAGUGAUCGCUUUGAUUCGUCUUUCUUCCUCUUCCCAGGAAGCAAGAUUCAAGGAAAGAUGUACAACAAAUCUGCGGGUUACCUUUCACAGAACCCAGAGCAUUUCGAUCGACAGUUCUUCAGGAUAUCACCCGAGGAAGCUAAUCACUUGGAUCCUCAGAUCCGCAUGCUGUUAGAGGUAGUCUGGGAAUCGCUCCAGGACGCUGGAAUCCCAGCUCAUACUGCAAGAGGAUCCAAGACCGGUGUCUACAUGGGAGUGACUGCCAGUGAGUAUGGGGUACUCAUUGGCAUGCCCAAUGACAACAUCAACCAGUAUACCAAUUCUGGAACCAACUCGUGUAUGACGGCGAACCGGGUUUCCUACGAGUUCGAUUUUCGCGGUCCGAGUUUCACUGUGGACACGGCUUGUUCUUCAUCCUUGUAUUCCGUCUAUCUGGCCUGUGAAGCUUUGAAGAAUGGACAAUGUGAAAUGGCUGUAGCAGGUGGUGUCAACGUUUCCUUGCUUCCAAUCACCAGCAUCGGAUUUUGUCAGGCUGGGAUGCUGUCUCCUGAUGGCAAGUGUAAAAGCUUUGAUAAGUCAGCUGAUGGAUACGCUCGAGGUGAGGGUGUAGGAGCAGUCAUCCUUAAACCACUGCAACGUGCCAUAGAUGAUGGUGAUAGAAUAUAUGGUGUGAUCCGUGGUGGAGCUAUCGCCAAUGAUGGCCGUACCCCUGGUAUUGCAUUACCAAGCUACGAUGGACAGGUAACACUUCUUGAAACUGCCUAUAAGAAUGCUAACACUUCUCCUGAGGAAGUGGUUUAUGUAGAAGCACAUGGAACGGGUACACAGAUUGGUGACCGCACCGAAGCGAGUGCUAUAGGAGAAGCAAUGGGACUGAAUCGUAAAGUAGAACAACCGCCCCUUUACAUAGGAUCUGUGAAAUCGAACUUUGGACAUUCAGAAGGUGCGGCUGGUAUCGCUGGUGUUAUCAAGUCAGCGUUGUGUUUGUAUCAUGAACAGAUUCCAAAGGUGGUUCACUUCAGAUCAGGAAAUGAAAGUGUAGAUUUUGAAAAUCUGAACAUUCGAGUCCCUGGUGAACUUACGCGAUGGCCAAAGUCUACGAAGAGGCUAGUGGGGUGUAGCUCUUUUGGGUUUGGUGGAGCCAAUGCUCACAUUGUACUUGAAGGAUAUCAGCAAGGAAAUAGCCGGAAUGAACGUUCGUACUCACAUCACGGUUCAAAUGAAAGAGACUCUGGAAAACCGUCGAUUCUGUUUCUGUCGGCUGCUAGCAAGGACGCCCUCAAGCAACAUCUGGAAGAAUGGGGAAAUUACCUUAGUGAAGUGAUCGGGAAUGACACAAGAUCUUACAACAAUGCCUUGUAUACUGCAGCUGUUCGGUGCACACACCAUCAGUUUCGAAUGGGUAUCAUCGCAAGAUCACCAAGAGAUGCAACGGAACAAGUGCGAUUGAAGCUAGACCAGGAUCCAAGGGUGUCCUACAAUGUCAUUGAAGGAAAAGCUCCAGAGGCACACCUGUCUGUUCAUCGAUUGGUUUUUGUCUUCUCUGGAAUGGGAGCGCAGUGGUGGGCAAUGGCCAGACAACUCAUGGACGAUGAAAUCCACUUCAGAAACAUCAUCAAGCGCAUUGAUAAGAUUCUCUUGAAGUGUGGAGCUAAAUGGUCCCUGAUUCAUCUACUCACAAAGGAAGCAGAUCGAGAGAAAAUCAAUCAGACAGAAAUCGCACAGCCGUGCAUCUGCGCCGUCCAAAUCGGUCUGGCCGAGUUCUAUCGCAUCCGUGGCAUCACUCCAGAUGCCAUCGUAGGUCACAGCGUUGGUGAGGUAGCAGCAGCUCAUGCCGCUGGUCUCUUGGCCUUAGAAGAUGCGAUCCGAUUGAUCUACACGAGAGGAAGACAACUCAGGAAGACAAGUGGUAUGGGAAGCAUGGUCGCUAUUUUACACUCAGCAGAAGAGAUUCAAACGAGGUUAGAAAGUAGCGAGUAUGUUAGUGUGAUCGAUGUGGCAGCUAUUAACAGCCCCAGUCAGAUUGUGCUUUCGGGUGACAAGGAAUCACUUGCUGCAUUCUCUGAGAACCUGAGACGGGAAGGAAUCAGGUGCGUGACGCUGAAGGUUAACAAUGCUUUCCACAGUUAUCAACAAGAAGAGAUCAGGAAGGACUUCUUGAAGAAGGUAAAGUUCCUCGAUGCAGCAGCAGCUAGGGAGAACUUCAAUAUGAUCCCUGUUGUUCCCCUGAUAUCAACUGUUUCCAACCAAUACCUUGAUAGGGAUCAGGUCAAUAGCGCAGCAUACUGGUGGAAGAAUGUCCGACAACCUGUGCAGUUCAAGAUGGCAAUCGAGAAGCUUCUUCAGGACGGUUACAAUUGCUUCCUCGAAAUUAGUCCACACCCUGUGCUAUCCCCCGCUAUAAGGGACACUCUUGGAACAUCGGUGAUGAACAACAGCAAUGUGUUUGUAACAGGCUCGCUUAGGAGACCAUCUGAUACUCGAGAGGUUGCUGAUGACAGGGUGAACCUCCUUCGCUCAAUGGCCAAACUCCAUGUUGAAGGUUAUCCAUUUGACCUUCAUCAUCUCUUCCAAGAUGGUCCUUACAAAGUGAUGUCACUUCCAAGCUACCCAUGGCAACGUGUCCUAUGUUCUGCAACCACAAAGAAGAGUCACAAGAUGUUCAGGUUCCCUAUCCAAUGUCAUCCACUCUUGGGUAAACAGCAGCAUCUGUCACACUUCAGUGGUGAGAAUUCUCCUAAAGUAUGGCGUUCUAAAUUCUCCAAAUCGACUGUACCAUGGCUCCGCGAUCACAAGCUUCAAGGAAACAUCGUCAUCCCAGCAGCAGCACACACAGAAACCAUGCUUGCCGCGGCAAGAGAGGUUUACCCUGAUUCCGAUGUUGUGACACUGAGGGAUGUGAAGUUUGACAGAUUUGUUUUUGCUUCAGAACUUGAGGGUGUCCUAGAAAUCAGCCUCGAGACAAGAUCACGAGAAGCCCUGUUCGCUCUACGAAGCUUUAACCAAACAGAUCGCAGCUGGACUCUGCAUAGCAAGUCAUCAAUCGAUGCACCAGGCAAAGUACGCAGCUCAAUUCAUCAAAUCGAAGAAGGGUUCCAUUCGGUGAAGCUAGCAACAGAUGACAUCAGGAGAAAAUGUCCAUACGAGACAGAUCAGCAGGAGUUCUAUGCCAGACUAUGGAGAGGUGGCUUUCAUCUUGGGGAAACAUUCAAGUGCAUCAACACUGCUUACUUCAGUCAUGACUACAAUGAAGCGCUCUUGUAUGCUUCGGUGCCAGAGGCGCUAGAGAGAGAAUUCAAGUUGUACAACUUUCAUCCUGCCCUAUUUGACAGCGUUUUCCAAGGAUUUGGUAUCUGUCAGAUGUUUCAGGAACAGGAGAAAGCACGAACGGCAAACUCAAACUUUCGAACCUGGUUCCAAGUUCCACGUUCUGUUCGGAAGGUACACGUGAAGGGCAAAGCUCCUACUCAAAUGGCAUUCCAUGUAAAAAUGACCAAAGAGAAUGGUGUGACCUAUGGCGAUGCUGUCGUUGCUGAUGCUACAAACCAGAGAGUUUUCGCACAAGUUGAUAGUAUGAUGUUUGAGAAUGUUCAUUCUAAUGAACCUGAAGAAAGAGUUCAGUUGUGGAGAAGAGAGUGGGUACCAUUCCAUAUUGAGGUUGAUGAUAGUGCGCUUCGUGUUCCACAAAAGGUACAACCACCGACCAGACCACUCAGUGCAAUAGGAUCAGAAGCUCCAGGAGCAAUCAUCAUCAUUAAGGAUAAGCAAGGUGUUUCUAUGGAACUUAAACGUCGCAUGGAGGUUGAGAGUGUGGUCAGUGUCUUAGAUCCACGUAUACUCAUUGACUGCGACGAGAGAUUCCGGCGAGUACUGCGUUCUCUUGGUAUGGUUACUGACCUAAUCCUCCUUUCUACAUUAGAUGUAAAACAGUUUGGAGCAAUUGGAGGUAUCAGCAAGCAGAGUUUUGAGGAAUCACAGACGAUGACUGCACUCUCUCCUAUAAGCCUUUACCGAGCAGUCAGCAGGCACGAUACUAAACCUAAACCAAGACUGUGGGUUAUCACAAGAGGAGCUCACUCUGUCAUGGAUGUAGAUGUAGUAGACCCCAUGAUGGCUCCAGCUGGAUCUUUUGGCUUGACACUCAUGCAUGAAGACCCAGAAUUCCCUGUAGUAACUGUAGAUCUCCCAUCCUUGCAAGAGCCUGAAGAAUCAGCACAUUGGUUAUACCAGUACAUGAAGUCAGCUCCGAAUGAGGAAAACUAUGUCGCUCUGAGGAGAAAAGUACCAGCUCCCGCUGGAGACGAUCCAAAGGAACUUGCAUUCGAAGCACAGGCGAUGCGUAUUGUAAUGCAACCUCAAUCAAGUUUUUCAGCGCCUACUUUAUCUACGAAUUGGCAGGUGGACCUGAAUGAGAGCUUGAAACAGAAACGACUGACAGUCAAGCAAAGUCAUGAAAUGCAGACAAAGACAACAGACAAUGAAUUAGCCAUCAAAGUGACAGCAUUUUCUGUUCAGCAGCUUGUAGAUGCAAACGACAGGAAAGUAGGAUGUGGGUAUCUGUAUGCUGGAAAGAUACUCAGCUGUAGCGAAGAAGUACAAGUGAUGUUCCGAAUGAGAACUAACGUCCUUGGGUUCCGAACAGGUGGUCAAAUCACAGCAUCUCUCCACGCCAAGACAUCUGACUUGAUCCCCAUUCCAGCUAAUCUUACACCAAUAGAGGCUAUCAAUAUCGUGAGAGACUAUCUUCCAGCUUUCGUCGCCUUCCACGAUACACUCAAACUCACGGAGAAUGGCACAGUCAUUGUCUGUUUGUCAUCACUAAGUGAUCGGGUUGGCCUGGCGACGACACAUCUUGCACUAGAACAAGGUGCGACAGUGUUUAUCCAUGUGGAAUCAGAUGAUGGGAACAUCUUACCUGUCGAGAAACUUCUUGGAAUUCUGGGUGAUUCUAGAGUGGUCAUCACUUCAAAUGAAAACUUCAACACUCUCAUCAAUGACUUUUCUGUGGAUGUUCUGCUGUUUGCGGGAGAGCUUCCCCACGAUACAGGCAGUUUGAAGAGACUUGUUGGUAAGCUCCGACCAUUUGGAACCAUAGUCCAAAUUCAUGGAAGAGACGCAGUUGGUGGGGACUCAAGGAUAAGCAACUUACCUCCGAACAUCUACUUUUUGUCUAUAGAUAUGGCUCUAGGUCGUUUCGAAGAUAUGCGAGCUCGCAUGCAGGAUGCAAUGUCUCGCCUCUUACAUCUUUUCAGUGUACACAAUGGAUUCCAAGCACUCAAGUCUCUAACAGUCCCCACUGCUCCUAUAUCUAAGUUGGCACGAUCUCCUCAUGCAUCGCUGGAAGAGAUAACCGUCAAUAUUGACGAAGACAGUAUCCCUGCCACGUUGAAUUUUGAUGAUAUCCAUUUCACUGCUAACCCCAAAUCAUCAUUCUUAGUGACAGGAGGAUCCAAAGGAUUUGGAUUAUCAAUGGUCGAGUGGCUGGUGAAAUGUGGCGCUCGUCAUGUAUACGUCAUCUCGCGAAAUACACCGGAAGAAGAGACAAUCUUGAGAUUCAAAUCCUUCCGUGAUUCUGGAGCGAGGAUAACUCAUUUGAAGGUUGACAUGGGCCGUGAGCAUGAAGUUGAGAAGGCACUUAUGGCAAUCAAGGACAAUGAAGACCAACCUUUGGAAGGAAUCUUCCAUUGUGCUACAGUUUACAAUGAUGCAAUCCUGCGCCAUAUGACGACUGAGGCUUGGAACGACGUCAUGAUACCAAAGGCGUACGGUGCUCUGAUUCUUCACCAACUGACAACUAAACUUGGUUUCCCGAUCAAGUAUUUUGUGAUGAUGUCUUCGAUUGUAGAGAUGAUAGGAAAUGAAGGACAAGGAAGUUAUUGUGCUGCCAACAGUUUCCUGUCUGCAUUGUGUAGCAUGAGAAGGAAGAUUGGCCUACCAGCCACACUCAUCUGUCCUGGAGUAAUCAACACUCACGGAUUUGCUGCUCGCGAAGGGUUUGUGAAGAGAUGGGAGAAUGUUGGACUUGGAAGUUUACCACCAUCAGAGAUUUUGAAAGGACUCGGAUGCAUUCUAGCCACCGACUAUCCAGAGCUUGGUCUCACAGGAGCUGUUGACAGACGUGAAUACGCUAGAGCAUUUAGUGUAAUGCUUUCCCAUCACUUCAGCGAACCCGGUGGUACUUUCUCUAUCCUGAAAGCACUAUUCCCCAACCGGGAUACAUUCUUGGCGGCUGACAAUGACAUCAGAAUGCGGAUCAGGUUGCUUACACCGACGGAGGCUAAGGGUGUGAUCUUCCAGACUUUGUCAACUCACUUGGUCGAACGUUUGGGACUUAGUGGAGAAGUGUCUCAAGAUGCGACACCUAUGUCUUUGGGAUUGGAUUCACACAUGUCUACGGAGUUAAGUAGCGUCAUCCAUGAGAAUUUUGGUGUGACUUUGACGGCAAUGGAACUCCUCAAUGAUAGCUUAACUCUGGGAAGUCUAACAGAUACCAUCUAUGAACGAGUUCUUUCCUGCAACGAUGAAGGCGAGGAGGAAUCUACACAGAUCACUCCAGCAUUGAAUAUUCGAAGUGAAUUAUGGUUUCGUAUUGAAGAUAAUCUUGAUACACCCGCAGCACAGUUGAUCUGUUUUCCAUCUGUUGGCGGUGGCCCCACCAUGUUUCUCCCAUGGAAGAGUCAUCUAGCCGAGUAUGAUAUUCAGAUGAUAACCACCCAACUUCCUGGUUGGGAACGCAGAGAGCAUGAACGACCCCUUCACAAUAUCAACGAAAUCGUAAGUAAGCUGGCUGAAGCACUCAUGCCAAGACUGCUACACGGACGAUUCGCUUUCUUCGGUCAUAGUCUUGGUGGUCUCAUUGCCUUUGAGUUGGCUCAUUAUCUUUGGAAGAAUUUCAAUGUGUAUCCAGCACAUCUGUUCAUCAGCGCCUGGUAUGCACCGACAUUGCCCUAUCCUCAUCCUGAAGAGCUUGAGGUGACAGGAGAUGUCUACAGGAAGAUGCAGCGCAUCCUUACAAGCCACCUAGAUUCAACUAGGACACCACUUCCUGAUGCCAUGCCGAUCAAGUUCAGCUUCCUUGACCAGUCAGUCAUGAACAACGUCCGCCUCAUGACCCGUCUUAUACCAAGCAUUGAGGCAGCCAUCAUUACCUGCAAGAAGUAUCGCUUCAGACACAAAGACAAACUUCCAUGUCAGCUGACAGUCUUCGGAGGUAAGAGUGACCCAUUUGUCAACCCAUCUCUGCUCGAUGACUGGAACAAGCAGAUUACUCCAGAAUCUCGCUUCAGGAAAGUCCUGUAUCCUGGCAAACACAUGUACAUCUUGUCUUCUUCGAAGUAUCUCAUGAAGGAGAUCAUGAUUGCCAUGCGAGUGAUGCAGACCAACCAACCCGCACCAGCUACUCCACCACCUAUACCUGUAGCAGAUGUUAGACCACUGUCAGCUUCACCUACCAUUGCAUCAGCUCCACCAGAUCCCACGGAGCCUGAGCAUAAGCCUAUACCUAAACCACGAAAAACUAGCUUCUCAUAAAAUGUGAGUAAAUGUUUUCACUUUGACUGAUAUUCCGGAAUUCCUGAAAAUCCAGAGCUUUUCGAGAAAUGAGAACAUUCUAUACUACGAGAAAUCUGAAAAACGAUAUUUGAAAGUGAUUAGUUUCAAUAAUCACGUUAUUGAUAGAAUCGUUGGUCCCAUAAGUAGCAAAAGAUUUUUUUCGCUCUCACUUCUUACUCAGAUUUUUUUUGGCAACAUUGUCUUUAUUUAAGAAAUGGAGUCUUAAAUUCCUCAGUAUCUAUAGGACAUUUAGGGGUUAUUGCAUCGCUCAAAGUUUCUUUGAAAUCAAAUAUGCGGAUUCCAUGACUCCGGGAAAUUCGUAGUAUUUAUUUCAUAGGAAAUUCGUAGUAUUUUGGGGGAAAUAUAUUUUGAGCUAUUGAAUCACUGAUUUUAGUAAAUGCGAAUUAUUAGAUGUAAGGGUAAGUAAAGGCGUCGAUAAGCAAGUAAAAACAUAUUUCUGAUACAUUUAAUAAUUGGUUAGCACGUUGAAAUUAUGUUUCAAAUUUCUUACUUACGUAUACAUGUUACUGAAUAUUGAUACUAAGCCAAUUUUUCAUGUGAUUGCAUUUUUAAUACUGUAUAUUUUAGCUUUGGUGAUGGUAUAGUGUAAUUUCCUUUUUAUAUAUCACUUUCUAUUUGCUCCCCCCCCCCCUCUCUCUCUCUCUCUUUCUCGUGCACACUUUCCUGAUUUCCUCCCAAUUUCGUUUCUGUACAUAGAUUAUUAUUUUAUUACUAGAAAUUAUGAUAAUUAUUGUGUUGAAUGUUUGUAAUGUAAUGAAUCUUCGAUGGCCAAUUCUUGACCGAUGAGGCUCGUAUAACGGCCGGGUAAUGUGCAAUAAAAUGUAAAUAAAUGAUGAUGCAAUAUGAAUGACAAUUCAACUUUUUCAAAUGAAAUGUUGUUAACAAUGAUUGUAUUCAUAAAAAUUCUCACUCUGUCUUUCAUUAUUGUAUAUAGUAUAACCUGUCAUACUUUAAAUGUGAUAUUCUAUUGAAAUGUAAAAUGUUUUCAAUGAAAUUGGUGUUAAAUUUAACUAAAAUACCUGCAAUUCAUAAAUUUGUGAUGUCUCCUAUUUGUAGCUCUUUGUAGAUUUAUAUCCAACCAUUUUAUUAUGAUUAUUAGGCCUAGGUGAUAUCAUAAUAAACGAUAACUGAUAAGGUCUUUUAUGUUCGCUAUAAAGCCAGGAGUGAAACCUUCGAAAUGUAUCAAUUAUUUGUAUCAUUUAGAUAGAUAUAUAGUUUAAGUGCAAUACUCGUUAAUGUGCAAAAAAAAUUAUGUAUAUUAUAUAUUUACUGAUUGUCUUUAUGGAUGCGUGCCUUCGUGAUAUUUCUCUGUUUGCAUGAUAUUUUGUGAAUGAUGCGUGAACCGGCGUAAAUACCCGCGUAAAUAUCCUGUGUCUCAUGAAUUAGGGGAAUAUAUCACUUCUUACGUAACUUAUUAAUUGUACAGGCACACCAGCAAACCUACCCCAGACCGAUCAAAGCUAAUCACGAACCGUCCACUCUGCGCAGAUACAGUGCGCUAUCGCGCCUCGCGAUUUCACCACGAACCGUCCUCUCUGUUACGAUGCCCACUGUGGCGUAAAUAAUUCACUUCAAGAAAAUGUAAAGAUACGGGAUGAAACUUUGGAGCCUGAACUUUUAAACGAAGACACCGGUAAACAAUUUUCUCUCCUUGUAGGUGCACUUAUUGCUGGUUUUAAAAAAGCUUUUCUUUAAAUGCUUUUUCUGCAAAACUAACUUUCGCAUCGAAGUGCGCAGAGAGGACGGUUUGUGGUGAGUGCGACGCUAUGAUGCUAUUACCAAUGAUAUAAAAUCGGUCGGUGUGGACUCGGUUUUGUUGGUGUGGCUGAAGUAUAGCAUCCAGUCCUAUAUAGUUAGCCACUCUGCAAGGAAAAUCACGAAAAAUCCUACGGUAUUCCGAUUGUUAUGCUUGCCAAUUAUCAAUAUAUAAAUCAACCCCUUCAUCUAUCUUUCUUGAUCUUGAUACCCAAUUCAUUCCAGAUUGUUCGAGGAUUGAGGUCACGUUUGUAUGGCUAUUUCGAGACUCGUUUGAAUAUUAAUAUUGCUUAUAUAAAUGAACAAUUAUUAUUAUUCUUACUAUUAUUAAUAUCAUUAUUAUCAUUAUUAUUAUUGUUGUUCAAAAAAAUCGCAAUACAAACUACGUGCUCUUGUUCAUUAUCAAUCGUUGUUUGGAGGCAAAUUUGUGACAUAUUGGUUUGUAGAAAAAAGUUGAUGGCGUCAUGUUCACAACCUUUAUAACAAUGAAAGUUCUAACUUUUGCAUUAGUGAAAAAAAUCUUAGAUAUUUUAUUGGUGAUAGACUUUCUGGGAUUUGAAUAACUACGUUUCGAUUGGUGAUAGAACUAUUAGGUUUGAAAUACGAGCUUCUGAUUGGUGGUAGAAUCAAUUUUGGGAUUUUAAAUACUAGCUUUUGAUUGGUUACAGGUUGGCUUAAAGUUGAAUCAAACGAGGUCAGCUUUUAUUUGAAUAUACAUUCGCAAAUCAGUGCUAGCUACUGGAUAUUAUAACCAUGUAUGAAACGAUGAGGUGUUUAUUGUGUUUUGUUUAUGUAUGAACAUGUUUUUAUCUUUAAACUAAGAAUAUUUGAGUAUAAACCGAAUGAAAGUAGAUCAUUCCCUUCGUCAUGAUUGUAGUUAUACUCUCUUUUAUUAUAAUAUCAAUAAAGAAUGUUUAUGGUGUAUUCAUAUAAAAUUAUAUUGAUGUAAUGUUAUCAAAUGACUAUUUGCCUUACACAAAAUAUGAAUUAUCUUGUUUAGAAAAGAAUCUAUUGAAAUGUAUUCGCCAUCUUGCGCAGAUAAUCAUACUUCUGUAGUAUGACAUGUUUUUCUUUGAAAUUGGAAUGUGUUUAUUAUGCGUUUACGAUGAAAAAAAAGUAUCAACUGCUUAAAUAUAAAUGUGUUUGACGUAUAACUUAAUUUAUCUAAAAUUAAUGAAGCUACUUAACUGACGAAACACAUAGUAUUCUUCAGCGUAAGACAUACCUUCUUAAACAUGUUAAAUUUACCAUUUUUUAUUAUGUUAAAAUCUUUUGCGAAAUUUGUACUUUUGUUUAUAAUUUCUUUGUACAAAUAAACUCUAACAAUAAAAUGAA